Messenger RNA from Cydia pomonella (codling moth), 1020 nucleotides. Its product is annotated as histone-lysine N-methyltransferase SETMAR-like. Gene Ontology annotation, molecular function: nucleic acid binding. The coding region runs from base 1 to 1020 and encodes 339 amino acids. The record is from RefSeq and is a predicted model, not a curated record. The transcript is spliced from 3 exons. NCBI's taxonomy places the organism in Eukaryota, Metazoa, Arthropoda, Insecta, Lepidoptera, Tortricidae.
AUGGAACCGCGUCAACUACGAGCGAUCAUGCUUUACGAGCAUAAUCUAGGGACGAGUGCAAGGCAAACGGCCGAGAAAAUUAACACUGCGUUCGGACAAUGCACUAUUGCUCAUUCCACAGUGAGUUAUUGGUUUAAGUCUUUUGAUAAGGGGGACACGAGUUGUGAAGACAAACCUCGCUCCGGUCGGCCAGUUGUCUUCGACGAAGACCUUCUACGCUCACAUUUGGAAAGACAUCCGGAUGCGACUACCAGGGACUUGGAGAAGGAACUUGGGUACGACCAUUCCACCAUAAUUCGGCACCUGCAUGCAAUGGGCUACCACAAAAUAAUGAGUCGGUGGACACCCCACGCUUUGACAGACAGCGAGCGCGCAGCACGCGUGACCAUAUGCGAAAGUCUCCUCCUGCAACCACACAGACAAGACUUUCUCAGGUCCAUUGUCACCGUCGACGAAUCCUGGGUUCACUACAACAACAAAACGCGGCAGGCCUAUUGGGUUCUACGCGGAGAAAGGGCGCCAACGGAACCAAAGGGAUAUUGGGAACUGUUGGACGAGAAACAGACUAUUAACGCUACUAUUUGUGGAGAGCAACUGGAAAAGUUAGCCCCAGAAAUAGCGACUAAGCGUCCAAAAAGGCUGUCUGUAUCACUUCUUCAGGACAACGCUCGACCACAUACUGCGAAGUCUGUCCGCCACAUUCUGGAAAAGCUGAACUGGACAGUGGUACCUCACCCGCCAUACAGUCCUGAUAUUGCGCCGUCGGACUAUUUACAAAUAAUACGCACCCACUUGGGAAAGGAGCUAGUUAUUUACGACGACCACACAUAUUACUGCAACGUGACCAGCGCUAACGGUUGGAAGAAGUACUGGAGAUGCACCCGCGGCGGCGGAACCAGGUGCUGCGCUGCUAGACUGCACCUGUCGCCAGAUUACAAGGUCAUGAAAAUCAUUAAUGAGCAUCGCCAUCCACCACCACGAUUUAUCGUUAGAAAUGGAGUUUACACUAAAAUAGGAUGA